AUUAUUUUUUAUUAACAUUCAAUAAAAUAUGUCAAAGUGGUUCUGUCUGAAAAAAAAAUCAAAAAAACGGGCGAAAGCCAAAAAUGCUGAUACUAUAACUACCACUUCCAUUACCCCUUCAUGUUCUAAUGAUACCGAGAAACUAAACCUCACUGAAAAACGUCCGAAAAUAUGUGCUGAUGAGAUAAAUACUUUUUCUUUUGAAGAAAAGCCAAUAAACAUAAAGGUUAAAGAUUCUCAUACGAUAUCUACAUCUAUCCCCUCUUCAUUCGCAUCUGAUUUGGAAAAAUUAAAUCUCACUGAAGAACGUUUGAAACGUUAUGCUGAUGAGGCAGAUACUCUCUAUUCUGAUACAACAAUAACUUCUAAUACAGAAAAUGAAUUAAAAACUAAAGUUACAUUUUUGCGAGAAAAGGCUAUCUCCAAAACGCUCAAUAACAUCAAACUUUCAAUGAAAGUUGAUCUUUGCUUUGUUUUAGACUGCACUGGUUCUAUGAGACCUUUUAUUGCUGCUGCUAGAGAUUGUAUCUUACAGGUGACAAACUACAUUAAACAUACAAAUCCAAGCAUUGAACUUCGGGUCGGCUUUUGUGGUUAUCGAGAUCAUAUCGAUGGAGAAGGUCGUCUACUAACUUUAGAUUUUACCGACCAAUAUGAGCAAUUUACAACAUAUUUGCAAAGUGUACCUGCUUCCGGUGGUGGUGAUGCUCCAGAGGAUGUUCUCGGAGGUCUUAAUGCAGCAAUAACCAAAAUGGAUUGGAAAAAUGUUACUCGUGUUCUUCUUCAUAUUGGUGAUUAUCCACCACAUGGCAAAAAUUUUACAGAUAUGGCAGAUACUUAUCCAAAAGGUGAUCCACAUGGCCUAACCGCAGAAAAUGUCCUAGAAAAGUUGCAAUCAAAAAAUAUCCUUUACUUUUUUGGAAAAAUUACUGAUGCUACCGAAAAAAUGCUUCAAAUAUUCCGUGGUAUAAUUGGAGAAUUUCCAGUAUUUGAUCUUAUAGGAGGAGAUCCAAUUAAAUUAAUUGAAAAAUUUAUUAAAGCUACCUCAACAUCUAUUACUUAUGCUGUUUCAAUGACCAGUACUAUUGGAAGCGACUCCAAGGAUAUUUAUUCUUUACAACGAAAAAAACUUGAUAUGAAUCCAAAUGAGCCUGAUUGGAUUAUUCUUCCGUUGCAAGAAGGAAUAGUUAUGUGGUAUCCUAUUCUUGAUACUUUGAAGGAACUUAAAGACCCAAAUUAUUUCAACAAAUCGAAUCUCUUUUCUAGAAGUUUCUCCUUUAAGAUUGCUCCACAACCAUUUUCUGCAGGUGCUGAAAGAUAUGCUUACUUUGCUCUUGAUAUGGAAAGGUGUCCAGAAAAAAAAAUGGUGAUAAAAGAAUAUCUUCAUGUUGGACGAAGUGAUUCUUUUGAAAAGUAUAUUGAGGCGAUAGAAAUCUCUACAAUUGCAUCUUUUCUCUCUACAGAAUUUAAUUUGAUUGCAAAAGGAAAAAAUCUUCCCAAAGUAAAAUUUCUCAAUGUAAAACUUUUACGUUGUGGAACUAUUGACUUUAGUACUCGAUAUUAUACUAUUGAACCAAAAUUUCAUAAUAUGGAAUAUAAACGAUUUAAUGCGAAUACUGGUGUAAUUACAGAACUUCGGCCUAUUCUUGAAGCUUUUGUCCAUUUCACGUAUGAAUACACCAAAGGAUACUUGGUUGUUUGUGAUCUUCAAGGAAUUGAACUUACUAAUGAGUUCUUAUUAACUGAUCCAGCAAUACAUUGUAUUGAUUCUUUAAGAUUUGGAAGAACUAAUUUUGGCAAAGAGGGAAUCGAUCAGUUGUUCUUGGCAAAUCAUAGGUGCAAUGAUAUUUGUAAACAACUAAAAUUAAACCAUAUUAAUAAUGGAUUAUCAGAAGUUGUAGUAUAAGUCAUAUAAUAUUAUGAAUUUAUAGUUUGUAAAUUUUUUUU
Molecule: messenger RNA, 1947 nt
Organism: Rhizophagus irregularis DAOM 181602=DAOM 197198
Lineage: Eukaryota; Fungi; Glomeromycota; Glomeromycetes; Glomerales; Glomeraceae
Source: RefSeq, a predicted model, not a curated record